AUGAUCGUUUAUCGAGGACAAGGAAUGUUGAAUAACGAAUUUCAAAAAUUAAUCAAUCGGGAAGGUGGUCUACUGUCAUUUAACAAUUUCUUGUCGACAAGUAUUGAUGAAGAAGUAUCAUUAAUAUUUGCUCGUAGUGCCACAGACAAUUCGGAUUUGACAGGAGUUCUUUUUCAAAUGGAUAUUAAUCCAUCGAUCGAUUCGACACCAUUUGCUUUAUUGGACAAUGAUGAUUUAAGUCCAUAUUCAGAAUGGGAAAAAGAAAUUCUUUUUUCAAUGCAUACCAUUUUUCGAAUAAAAACUAUGACACAAAUUGAAGAUCGAUUAUGGCAAAUAGAACUUUCAUUAACAAAUGAUAAGGAUGAACAACUUAAAAGUCUGACGAAAUAUAUUCGCCAAGAAACUCUAGGGCUAACAUCAUGGCAUCGUUUAGGAAGAUUGAUGAUAAAUAUGGGUGAGUUAGAACAUGCCGAACAAAUCUGUGAAGCAAUACUCGAUGCAACAUCUAACGAAAAUAUUGAAAAUGUCGCUUUGGUGCAUGGUGAUCUUGGAUGCAUAAAUGUGAAAAAAGGAGAUCAUAAAACUGCACUUACAUUUCAUCAAAAAGCACUUGAACUUCAGAAAUAUGCGCCCAAUUUCGACGCUCUUAAUUUGACAACUACCUACAAUAGUAUUGCAUUCAUUUAUCAUUCUAUGGGAGACUACCAAAAUACUAUUUUAUUCUCUGAAAAAUCAAUUGAAAUUAACAAAAAAUAUCUAACCAUCAAGUCUCUUUCAUCAGGAUAUGCGUACCAUAAUAUGGCUUUAGCCUACUUUUCAUUGGGUUCUUAUUCAAUAGCCUUGUCUUAUUUUGAGAAAGAGCUGGAAAUCUUGCAAGAAUAUCUGCCGACCUACCAUCCAUCAUUAGCAGUGACUUACGACUGUAUAGGUGCAACCUACCAAGAACUAGGCGAUUAUGCGAUAGCACUUUCAUUUCACAAGAGAGCACUCGAAAUUCAACAAAAAUAUCUUCCCCUUAAUCAUCCGGAAUUGGCUAUGGCCUAUGGAAAUAUUGGUGCACUGCAUAUAGCGUUAGAUGAUUUUCAAACUGGAUUGUUGCUACAUCAAAAGGCGCUGGAAAUAAGAAAGAUCUCACUUCCUCCAAACCAUCCAGAAUUGGCUACUUCCUAUAGCAAUAUUGGUGGAGCACAUCGUUCUUUCGGAAAUUAUUUACAAGCAUUGACUCUGUUUCAGAAGGCUCUCGAUAUUAGACAACAAUCACUUCCGGCAAAUCAUCCUUCAAUUGCUACAGCUUUAAAUAAUAUCGGUACAGUGUAUCAUCUAAUGGGUAAUUAUUCGAUGGCACUUUCUUUUUUACAACAGUCGAUGGAAAUAAAAGAAAAAAUGCUGCCUGAAAAUCAUUCAGAUUUAUCGGAACUUCAAGGAAAUAUUGGUAUUAUUCAUCAAGCGAUGGGAAACUAUCCUAUGGCACUUUCAUUCUAUGAAAAAGCUCUCAAAAUUCAAAAAGAAUCUUUCCCUGAGACUCAUUCACACUUGGGCGUUUUGUACGGUGGUAUUGGCGAAGUCUAUCGAUUAAUGGGACAUUAUAUGGACGCAUUAACCAAUUUUCAAAAAGCACUUGACAUAUUUCAAAGUUCCCUUCCUUCGAAUCAUUCCUUAUUGUCCACAACUUACAACAACAUGGGUCUUGUACAUGAUUCAAUGGGAGAUCAGUCGCUCGCACUUUCAUUUUAUAAAAAGACACUUGAAAUUCAAGAAAAAACUCUUCCUGCUCAUCAUCCUUUUUUAGGUACUACCUACAAUAACAUCGGUGUUGUGUAUCGACGAAUGGACGACUAUGCAACUGCACUAUUUUAUCAACAAUAA
Messenger RNA from Rotaria sp. Silwood2, 1866 nucleotides. The record is from the annotation of a GenBank genome assembly. Lineage: Eukaryota; Metazoa; Rotifera; Eurotatoria; Philodinida; Philodinidae.